Messenger RNA from Drosophila ficusphila, 3031 nucleotides. RefSeq names its product pre-mRNA-processing factor 6 (gene Prp6). Gene Ontology annotation, cellular component: U4/U6 x U5 tri-snRNP complex; catalytic step 2 spliceosome. The transcript is spliced from 4 exons. Gene Ontology annotation, molecular function: protein binding. The coding region runs from base 124 to 2919 and encodes 931 amino acids. Lineage: Eukaryota; Metazoa; Arthropoda; Insecta; Diptera; Drosophilidae. Gene Ontology annotation, biological process: spliceosomal tri-snRNP complex assembly; mRNA splicing, via spliceosome. The record is from RefSeq and is a predicted model, not a curated record.
GACCUCUUACUAACACUGUUUUCCCAAAAAGAAGAAGCAGCGCACCACGCAUUGUUAAACUUUCAGUUGUUUGUGAAAUUAAAUAAAUAAAAGUGUAAGAAAAGAGCCAAGAAGUAAUUCAAUAUGUCUAACAUAACGGCAGCGGUAAUAGCCAACCGCAACAAGAAGCAUUUCCUGGGCGUUCCCGCUCCUUUGGGCUAUGUUGCCGGCGUUGGUCGAGGAGCGACAGGAUUCACAACCCGUUCUGAUAUCGGUCCUGCCCGUGAUGCCAACGAUGUGUCUGAUGAUCGCCAUGCGCCGCCGGCCACCAAACGUAAGAAAAAAGACGAAGAGGAGGAGGAGGACGAAGACUUGAACGACUCAAACUAUGACGAGUUUAGUGGUUACAGCGGUUCCCUGUUCUCCAAGGAUCCGUACGACAAGGACGACGAGGAGGCUGACGCUAUCUACGAUUCGAUAGACAAAAGAAUGGACGAGAAGCGAAAGGAGUACCGCGAUCGGCGGCUGCGUGAGGACUUGGAGCGGUAUCGCCAGGAGCGACCCAAGAUCCAACAGCAGUUCAGUGACCUGAAACGUUCGCUGGCCAGUGUUACAUCGGAGGAGUGGUCCACGAUUCCGGAAGUGGGCGACAGCCGCAAUAGGAAGCAACGAAAUCCAAGGGCCGAGAAGUUUACGCCGUUGCCAGAUAGCUUGAUAUCGAGAAAUCUUGGCGGCGAGUCAUCCUCCACAUUGGAUCCUUCCUCGGGACUGGCUUCCAUGGUACCUGGCGUAGCCACUCCGGGCAUGUUGACCCCCACGGGAGAUCUGGAUCUGCGAAAGAUUGGCCAGGCCCGUAACACACUUAUGAACGUAAAGCUAUCCCAGGUCUCUGAUUCCGUGACGGGUCAAACGGUAGUGGAUCCCAAAGGGUACCUGACCGAUCUGCAGAGUAUGAUUCCCACCUAUGGCGGUGACAUCAAUGACAUAAAGAAGGCUCGUUUGCUGCUCAAGAGUGUCAGGGAAACAAAUCCUAAUCACCCACCCGCUUGGAUUGCCUCUGCGCGAUUGGAGGAGGUAACUGGCAAGGUUCAGAUGGCCAGGAAUCUGAUCAUGAGGGGAUGCGAAAUGAAUAUCCAGUCUGAGGAUCUUUGGCUGGAGGCUGCUCGUCUUCAGCCCCCGGAUACAGCCAAAGCUGUGAUUGCUCAAGCAGCUCGUCAUAUUCCAACCUCUGUUAGGAUUUGGAUUAAGGCAGCUGAUUUGGAAACGGAAACCAAGGCCAAGCGAAGGGUUUUCAGGAAGGCACUAGAACACAUACCGAACUCUGUUCGUCUAUGGAAGGCUGCUGUUGAGCUGGAGAAUCCCGACGAUGCACGUAUCCUGCUUUCCCGUGCUGUGGAGUGCUGCAACACCAGCGUUGAGCUCUGGUUAGCCCUUGCCCGUCUGGAGACGUAUGAGAACGCUCGAAAGGUCCUGAACAAAGCUCGCGAGAAUAUACCCACGGAUCGCCAGAUUUGGACUACGGCUGCCAAGUUGGAGGAGGCCAAUGGUAACAUACACAUGGUGGAAAAGAUCAUCGAUCGAUCGUUGACCUCGCUGACUGUCAACGGGGUUGAGAUCAACCGUGACCACUGGUUCCAGGAGGCCAUCGAAUCGGAAAAAUCGGGAGCCGUCAACUGCUGUCAGUCCAUUGUAAAAGCUGUUAUUGGAAUAGGAGUGGAGGAAGAGGAUCGCAAGCAGACCUGGAUCGAUGAUGCGGAAUUUUGCGCAAAGGAGAAUGCUUUCGAGUGUGCGCGAGCUGUUUAUGCUCAUGCCCUGCAGAUAUUCCCCUCAAAGAAGAGCAUUUGGCUGCGAGCGGCGUACUUCGAGAAAAACCAUGGCACCCGCGAGUCUCUGGAGGCUUUGUUGCAGCGAGCGGUGGCGCACUGCCCCAAAUCGGAGAUUCUCUGGCUGAUGGGUGCCAAAUCCAAGUGGAUGGCUGGCGAUGUUCCAGCGGCGCGAGGGAUUCUAUCCCUGGCCUUCCAGGCCAAUCCCAAUUCCGAGGAUAUUUGGUUGGCAGCCGUUAAGUUGGAAUCGGAGAACUCGGAGUAUGAGCGGGCCAGACGUUUGUUGGCCAAGGCUAGAGGAUCGGCACCCACGCCUAGGGUGAUGAUGAAGUCAGCUCGCCUCGAAUGGGCCCUGGAGCGAUUCGAUGAAGCUCUUCGAUUGCUCGAAGAAGCCGUAGAAGUGUUCCCGGACUUCCCCAAGCUCUGGAUGAUGAAGGGCCAGAUCGAGGAGCAGCAAAGACGGACGGAUGAUGCGGCUGCCACCUACACUCAGGGCUUGAAAAAGUGUCCCACCUCGAUUCCGCUGUGGAUUCUUUCGGCCAAUCUGGAGGAGCGCAAAGGAGUGCUGACCAGGGCCCGUUCUAUUUUGGAGCGCGGUCGAUUGCGCAAUCCCAAGGUGGCUGUACUUUGGCUAGAGGCCAUCAGGGUGGAACUGCGUGCGGGGCUCAAGGAGAUAGCAAGCACCAUGAUGGCCAGAGCUCUGCAGGAGUGUCCCAAUGCCGGCGAGCUUUGGGCGGAGGCCAUUUUCAUGGAAACUAAGCCUCAGCGCAAGACCAAGUCAGUGGAUGCCCUCAAGAAAUGCGAGCACGACCCACAUGUGCUGCUGGCUGUAUCCAAACUUUUCUGGUCGGAACACAAGUUUUCGAAGUGCAGGGAUUGGUUUAAUCGAACGGUCAAGAUCGAUCCCGACAUGGGCGACGCCUGGGCGUACUUCUACAAGUUUGAAUUGCUCCACGGCACGGAGGCCCAGCAACAGGAGGUCCUAGAUCGUUGCAUUUCCGCAGAACCCACGCAUGGAGAGUCCUGGUGUCGAGUCAGCAAGAACAUCCAGAACUGGCAGUUCAAAACCCCAGAAGUUCUUCGCGCCGUUGUGCGGGAGCUAUCCAUACCGAUUUAAGACUAAUUCUAUUUUGAUUAAACGUGGCGGCCUAGCGCUGCAUUUCUCGAUAUCCUUUGAAUAUGCGAUAAAUUUGCUUGAAGUGCUUGAAGAUGAACUCGCAGAGGAAGAA